UUUCUCAUUAUUGAAAAAUCACUUCUCUCUCUACCUUGUUUAUUUUUCUCUGGGUCAUUGUAAGGCAUGCAUGAAGUUUGAGAUUAACAAAGAUAUAUACUUCUUCUGUUCUAUGAGCUGUUUGGUUGCUAAGAAAGUUGAGAAAGAGAAGAGAUUGCAGUAUCUUGAUUACUCAUGAUCUUAAUUUCAUUUUCUUUUUUAUUCUUUUCCUCAUUUUUACUCCAAUAUUGAGACUUGUGCUCUGGGAUCUCAAGGAGAGACAGGGAGAGAGAUUUCGGGACCUUUUUUUUAUAUAUAAAAUAACAAUUAUUUUUUUCAAGAUCUAAUCCUUGUCAGUAGCUAACCACUGUUGUUGUUGACCUUUGUCUUUGCAAAUGCUACGGCAGUAAUUUAUUUUCUCUUUCUUUUGGGUUUGGUUAAACGUGAAAUUCUCAAAUAGUCUCUCUCAGAUCUUGCCUUGUGAAGUAUGAAUCAUUAAUCUGUUUGAACAUUUCAAUCCUUUAGCUUGAACACAAUCAAUGUUCAAGUUUUAGACUUAUCUCUGCACCCCAUUACAAAAACUGUUUCUUCUUUUUCAAUCAAUUGUGUUGGAAAGCAUCGGCGCGUGGCGGUGCGUGUAAGACAGUUUGCUCCUGGAUCUUUCACCUUGGUCAGAGCCCAUUUUGUGAAUUGCUCCAUCUUUGCUUUUUUAAGUUUGUAAGCCGGCCAAAUGCCAAGAUCAAGGGGAUCAGAAGUGCCUCAAAGGCAGUCUCCUCGGCUGAGGUCAUCGAGUUCUGAAUCUGAACCACUGCAUCAUCGGCCCAUUACUGAUCGGAGCCCUAAGGUAGGAGAACGUCGUUCCCCAAGAAGUGCUCCCCAAUCUGACCCAGUAAACCAGAAGAAGCUUGGUACCCGGAUUGCAGAUUUGGAAUCACAACUUGGUCAAGCACAAGAAGAGCUGAAGAAUCUGAAGAAGCAGUUGGCUUCAGCUGAAGCUGCAAAGAUAGAAGCUGAACAAGAACUGGAAAAGAAAAUCAAGAAACCAGCUGCUUUGGAUGCUGCGAAAGUACAAGAAAAGAACUCUGGAGAUGAAAUUCAAGAAGCUAAAAGGAUGGAUAGCAACUUAUGCAGAGAUGAAGUUCCUGAUGAAAAUCAGCAAGAAACUGAUGUGUUUGAAGUUCCAGUAGAGAAAGUGGCAAUUGAACCUAAGGUUGACCCUGACCAACUAGACGAUCAUAUGGAAAAAGAAACCAAACCAGUUAACAUAUCAACAGAGCCACAAGCAAUUACAGAGCCAGAGAAGCCAUCUCUUCGAGACUUGGUUUUGAAGAACCAAGAGAUAAACAUGCUUAAAUCCAAGUUAGAAGAGAAAGAAAAGGACAUAGAGGAGUUGGGUCAGGCAAAUGAGGACUUGAGGACUCAACUAAAUGAAGCAGCCUGGAAGUUGUCAUCUGCUCAAGCCAAGGAAGAGGAAAUGACCCUGAGGUUGAAUCAAAUUGGAGAAGAGCUAGAAGCAAGUAAAAGGAAUGCUGCCCAGUCAAAAGAGAAGCUGGAAUCUAUGGAGGGCGCAAAGGAAGCAUUGGAAGCAGAGAUGAAGAAGAUGCGAGUGCAGACAGAGCAGUGGAAAAAGGCAGCAGAUGCUGCAGCAGCAGUACUUUCCGGUGGAGUGGAGAUGAACGGGAGGAUUUCCGAGAGAUGUGGUUCCAUGGACAAACACUAUGCUGGUGUGUUUGGGCCACUUACUGGUGGUUACACUGGUUUUGUUGGAUCACCUGGAAUGGUUGAUGAUCUGGAUGAUGGUUUUGGAAGUGGAAAGCGCAAGGGUUCUGGCAUGAAAAUGUUUGGAGAUCUGUGGAAAAAGAAAGGCCAGAAGUAAGUCUUCACAUCAGUUUUUAGUGUUCUGUAAGAUGCUGGUGGGGAAUGAUAUGGUUGCUUACCAUUUCAGAUUUUGUUGACAUUGUGUCUCGAUGUCAUGGCAUUUUCGCCUUCUGCUCAUGGGUUUGUUACUAUUAUCAUGUUAAGUAAUAUGAACCUCUUAGAUUAUAUUAGUACCUAAUGGUUUAUUUUAUGGGCAAGGUUUUGGGACCCUUAAUGAUACAGGCCAUUCAUCA
Molecule: messenger RNA, 2090 nt
Organism: Carica papaya (papaya)
Lineage: Eukaryota; Viridiplantae; Streptophyta; Magnoliopsida; Brassicales; Caricaceae
Gene: ICR1
Product: interactor of constitutive active rops 1
Source: RefSeq, a predicted model, not a curated record